Molecule: messenger RNA, 1668 nt
Organism: Triticum turgidum subsp. durum (durum wheat)
Lineage: Eukaryota; Viridiplantae; Streptophyta; Magnoliopsida; Poales; Poaceae
Source: the annotation of a GenBank genome assembly
AUGGAUCAGCUCCUCGUGCUCCUCGCGUUUCUCCUGUGCGGCCUCCUCGCCGUCUUCCGGCGCGGCCGCGCUCCUCCUCCUCCACCCUCACUUGCCAUGCACAAGAUCAGCGACCCAGCUGUCGCCCACCGCGCGCUCGUCGAGAACGCAGACGCCUUCUCGAAUCGCCCGCCCGCGCGCCUGCACGUGGCCCAGGCCGCCCGGCGACGCGGCCAGCGGAACGAGAACCUCAACACCAUGGCACACGGACCGCACUGGCGCGCCCUCCGGUGCAACCUCACCGCCGAGACCCUCCAUCCGUCUCGCCUGGCCGGCCUAGCGCCGCUGCAGCGGGAGGCCGUCCAGGGCCUCAUCGCCGCGCUGUCGUCCGCCCCCCGGGGAAGCCGGGAGGAGGUGACGGAGGUGCACCAGCACCUCUAUGGCGCCGUGUUCUCGGUCGUCGCGCGCCUGUGCUUCGGUGACGUCGUCGACGAGGACCACGUGCGCGCUAUGCGCCACGACAUACAACGCUUCCAGCUCGCCAUUGGGCUGGUCAAGCCCUUCACGGCCACGGGCUCCGUGAUGGAGAAGCUCGUGGAGUGGAGAUGGCUGCGCAGGCUCUUCGCCAUCGAUGUCCGGCUCAAGGAGCUAUUCCUCCCUCCCAUCGAGGCAUGGAGGCGGGCGGUCCGGUCUCCUCGACCACGUGACGACAACGGCCGUCGUCCGUACGUCGAGUCACUCAUCGAUCUCCGCGUCCCCAACGAGGACGGCGGCCGGCGCGCUCUUAGGGACGAGGAGAUGGUGCGGCUGAUCUCGGAGUUCCUUGGCGCCGGCACGGGGACGGUGGUGGCAAGCCUCGAAUGGGCCCUCGCCCACCUUGUCGACAAGCCGGAGGUGCAGGAGAAGCUACACUGCGAGGUCAACGACGGCGAGGUUUCCCGUGUGGGUGCAGGCAUGCCUUACCUGCAUGCCAUCGUGCUGGAGACCCUUCGCAUGCACCCACCGUUGCCGGUCAUCCCGCGCCAUGUCCAUGCCAAUGCCGUCGGAGUGCUGGCCGGAGGAAUGGCCGUGCCGCUGCCGGCCGGCGACUUUUACGUGAAUUUCUCUGCGGGGGACAUUGGCAGGGACAGCAAGAUAUGGAAGGAUCCCGACGAGUUCCUGCCGGAGCGGUUCCUUACCGGCGGCGACGGGGAGGGCAUUGGCCCGUUGCCGGCGCCCAAGCAGAUCAGGAUGAUGCCAUUUGGCGCAGGGCAUAGGUUCUGCCCUGGCGUGGGGAUGGCGAUGGUGAACAUGAAGUGCUUCUUGGCGGCACUCGUCUGCGAGUUCGAGUGGGCGCCGCCGACUGGCAUUGCCGCUGUUGACCUCACGGAGCUGGAUUCCUUCUUCAAGGUGAUGAAGAAGCCGCUUUCCGCACGUGUCACGCGACGCUCGUCAUAUCCCAUGUCCAUCGGACCUCCACCCCAGGAGAAGCUCACGAGGGAAAACUACCUCAUGUGGAAGGCUAUUGUGCUGCCCCAAAUCAAGGGCGCGCAGAUGGGCCACCACCUUGAUCCGGAGAGCCAAGCGCCGCCGGAGACACUCACCAUCACCAAUGAUGGGAAAGAGGAGCAGAUUGUGAACCUCUCCCACGUCCUCUAUGGGCAGCAAUCCAUGCCAUGUUUGCUGCCCAAAAUCAAGCUCAAGCCAUAA